GUUGAUUCUAGGAACUUGGUUUCUCCCAAGGCAUGGGUUCACCUCAGGCGAAGCGCCAGCGACAGAGCAGCGACGGCGAGAUUGACACGUCACCAUUAGCAUCGAAUCCUGAAAAGUUGUCACCGGUGGUGGUCUUCGCUCAUGGUGCUGGAGCUCCUUCCUCUUCUCCUUGGAUGAUAAGAUGGAAGGAUAUGUUAAGAGAGGCGCUGCAUGCUGCUGAAGUGGUCACCUUUGACUAUCCUUACAUUUCUGGUGGUAAAAAGAGGGCUCCUCCGAAGGCAGAAAAACUGGUUGAAUUUCACUCUGAAAUUGUAAAGAAAACUGCUGCUAAGUUUCCUGGUCAUCCCCUGAUCCUGGCGGGAAAAUCAAUGGGUUCUAGAGUUAGCUGCAUGGUCGCUGGUAUGAAAGAAAUUAAUGUCUCUGCUGUAGUUUGCUUGGGCUACCCAUUAAAGGUUUGA
This is a messenger RNA of Neltuma alba, 458 nucleotides long. RefSeq lists its product as uncharacterized. NCBI's taxonomy places the organism in Eukaryota, Viridiplantae, Streptophyta, Magnoliopsida, Fabales, Fabaceae. The coding region runs from base 33 to 458 and encodes 141 amino acids. The transcript has 4 exons. The record is from RefSeq and is a predicted model, not a curated record.